Messenger RNA from Brachypodium distachyon (stiff brome), 1713 nucleotides. Its product is annotated as 4-hydroxyphenylpyruvate dioxygenase. The record is from RefSeq and is a predicted model, not a curated record. Gene Ontology annotation, molecular function: 4-hydroxyphenylpyruvate dioxygenase activity. NCBI's taxonomy places the organism in Eukaryota, Viridiplantae, Streptophyta, Magnoliopsida, Poales, Poaceae. Bases 121 to 1431 code for a protein of 436 amino acids. Gene Ontology annotation, biological process: L-tyrosine catabolic process. The transcript is spliced from 2 exons.
AUCCCGCCACCACUAAAACCCCAACGCCCACGUGGCGCCAUCUCCUCCCUUUAUUACCCACAGCCCCACGCCUCCCAUAACCCCGAUCCACUACGCGUCCAGACGAAACGCGCCAUCGACAUGCCGCCCCCUGCGACUACCGCCGCCCCCGCCGCCGCGGCGGUGACGCCGGAGCACGCGAGGCCUCCCCGCCGCGUGGCCCGCGUCAACCCGCGGAGCGACCGCUUCAGCGCGCUCUCCUUCCACCACGUGGAGCUCUGGUGCGCGGACGCCGCCUCCGCCGCGGGCCGCUUCUCCUUCGCGCUCGGCGCGCCGCCCGCCGCCCGCUCCGACCUCUCCACGGGGAACUCCGCGCACGCCUCCAUCCUCCUCCGCUCGGGAUCCCUCGCCUUCCUCUUCACCGCCCCAUACGCCCCCUCCCCCGCAUCCGAUUCCGCCGCCUCCAUCCCCUCCUUCUCCGCCUCCGCCGCGCGCCAGUUCACCGCCGACCACGGCGGCCUGGCCGUGCGCGCCGUCGCCCUCCGCGUCUCCUCCGCCUCCGACGCCUUCCACGCCAGCGUCUCCGCCGGCGCGCGCCCCUCCUUCCCACCCGCCGACCUCGGCCAGGGCUUCGCGCUCGCCGAAGUCGAGCUCUACGGCGACGUCGUUCUCCGCUUCAUCAGCCACCCCGACGAAAACACCGAAAUCCCCUUCCUCCCAGGUUUCGAAUCCGUCAGCAACCCCGGCGCGUCCACCUACGGGCUCACGCGGUUCGACCACGUGGUGGGCAACGUGCCGUCCCUCGCCCCCGUCGCCGCCUACAUCGCCGGCUUCACCGGGUUCCACGAGUUCGCCGAGUUCACGGCCGAGGACGUGGGCACGGCCGACUCCGGGCUCAACUCGGUGGUGCUCGCCAACAACUCGGAGCGGGUGCUGCUGCCGCUCAACGAGCCCGUGCACGGCACCAAGCGCCGCAGCCAGAUCCAGACGUACCUCGACCACCACGGCGGGCCCGGCGUGCAGCACAUCGCGCUCGCCAGCGACGACGUGCUCAGGACGCUCAGGGAGAUGCGCGCGCGCUCCGCCAUGGGCGGCUUCGAGUUCCUCGCGCCGCCGCCGCCUAAUUACUACGACGGCGUGCGGCGACGCGCAGGGGAUGUGCUCUCCGAGGCGCAGAUUAAGGAAUGCCAGGAGCUUGGGGUGCUCGUCGACAGGGAUGACCAAGGGGUGCUGCUCCAGAUCUUCACCAAGCCAGUCGGGGACAGGCCAACGUUGUUCCUGGAGAUGAUCCAAAGGAUCGGGUGCAUGGAGAAGGACGAGAUCGGACAAGAGCAACAGAAGGGUGGCUGCGGCGGGUUUGGCAAGGGCAACUUCUCGGAGCUGUUCAGGUCCAUCGAAGAGUAUGAGAAAUCCCUUGAAGCCAAGCAAUCUGCUGUAGUUCAGGAAUCCUAGGAUACAAGCUGGAGCUGGAGAGAUGCUGUACUUCGUACCAUGGAGCAAAACGAAACAAUGUUCUUUGUAAUGUGGGAAGCACAAAUCUGUGGAUGUUAUAAUUGGUGAAGCUGGAGACAGAUGUAUCCUAUGUAUGAUGAGUGUAAUACUCCGUAGAUGGUAGACAGGGUCCCGGGGCUCACACAGAAGAACAUAAUGUAUUGUUGCCAUUGUUGUACAAUCUUGCUUGCAAGUAAAAUAAAGAAGAAUCAUACUGGGGAUCUGUCCUCGGAAUGCUUGUAA